Molecule: messenger RNA, 1019 nt
Organism: Rhagoletis zephyria (snowberry fruit fly)
Lineage: Eukaryota; Metazoa; Arthropoda; Insecta; Diptera; Tephritidae
Source: RefSeq, a predicted model, not a curated record
CAUCUCUCGAAAAGUGCCAUGCACACAUCUUUAGAAAAGUGACAUGCUUGCGGUUUAUUAAAAAACGAUACGAUGGACAAGUUUGUAACCAGAAACGCAAAGCAGAGUCAACAGGAGAUGAACCAUCGUGCAGAGAUGAAGAGAAGCAGCAAGCAGUGAAAAGAAAAUUUCGUCCAGAAAGGCUGCGUUUAUUUGACUGGCUGCAUGAAAAAGAUGGCUGUGCAUUUUGUGUAGCUUGUUCAAAAGCGGUAAUCAACCAUAGCAGCCACCUAAAGGCCCAUCAAAGAACAUCAAGCCAUAUCAAAUGUUAUGAGGCGCGCAAAAAACAAUUUACUCUGGAAAAAUUUUACGAUGCGGAACAACAAAAACAGCAGCAGCAAGUUAAAAAUGCAGAGUUAACAUUGGUCAUAUUCUGCAUCACCCACAAUUUACCAUUUUUACUUAUGGACUUCCUAGCAGCUUUGCUUGUAGAAUGUUGUCCGGACUCUGCGAUUGCUAAGCUCAUUAAAUGUGGAAGAACCAAAUCAGUUGCAAUAACUGAACAUAUUUCCAAGCAGGCUAGUGAGCAAAUUUUUCCAAUUUUGAGAAACACGAAAUUUUCCCUUAUUGUGGAUGAAACGACCGACGUUUCUAUGAUUGAAAGUCUUGAUCUUGUGGCGAGCAACUUUAUUAAACACGAAUUGUUCCACAAUGAUGUUGACGUUAAUUUCAAAGACAAAUGCAAUCACAGAUCAGUUGCUGAUAUUUUUAUUGGAACCAAGGCAGAGCUAUUCAUGAAAGGCAAUUUGUGUUCUGAUGAGAUAAUUGAGGUGAAAAUGAAGGCGCUUUUGUUCUAUAUUGAGUUUUUAGACCAACUGAAAGCUAGAUUUGAUUUUAACCGUGAGGACAUAAAGAUGUUGCAAAUUAUUACAUCAUCAAAGGUCCUAUCGACACAAGAUUUACAGAUCCUUCCUCUCGUUCUUCAAUUCGCACAUCUGGUCGAUGAAUUUUAAUUUUUUUUAUAAAGAUAGAUAAGAAGA